AUGGCUUCCCUCAUGCAGAAAGCGCUCAUACUCCCCGCGAAGCAAGGCAAGUUCGUCGUCGGGUCCACCAUGAUUCCCUCUCCCGGCCCACUGGAAGUUCUCGUCCGCGUCGAGUCAGCUGCCCUGAAUCCUGUCGAGUGGAAGAUCCAGGCCUACGGAGUCUUUGUCUCGACAUACCCUGCGGUGCUCGGCACGGACGGUGCGGGGAUCGUGGAAGAUAUUGGCUCCGAUGUUACCACGCUUGCGAAAGGCGACAGGAUUUUCUGGCAAGGUUUCUUUGAACCCCAGUGGGCACGCAAAGUGACUGGUGUACUACGCUGGUAUCUGACAUUGAGUUAUACCCAGAUUCCGUCGGGGUUUUCGUUUGAUGAGGUCGCCACACUGCCAGUCGCCAUUGCCACAGCGGUUCUAGGCAUGUACAACCACCACCCGUCGUCCAAGAGCGCGCACUUCAUUCCUCCGUGGGUGGAGUCAGGGCUCACUGCGUAUGCUGGGAAGCCUGCUCUUAUUAUGGGUGGUGCGUCCUCCGUGGGACAGUCCGUGAUUCAGUUGGCGAGACUGGCAAAGUUCUCUCCAAUCAUCACAACUGCGUCUCCCCGCAACGCACCCUUGCUGACUUCCCUCGGCGCCACCCACGUCCUCGACCGGCACCUCUCUCAUUCGGACCUUCUAUUCCAGAUUGCAUCCAUCACGGCCGGAACAGCCCUCACUUUUGCGUAUGAUGCGAUCGCGGACCCCGACACCCAGCAUGUCGCUUUCGAUGCGCUUGCCUCAGGUGGCACUCUCAUCAUCACUUGGGAUAAAGCCAUAUCGGCCGCAGAACAAAUGGCUGACGAAAGCAAGACGAUUGUAGAGGUUUUCGCUAGCGUGUACGUGCCCGAGGGUAGAGAGACCGGCGUCGCCAUGUUCAAGCAUCUGUCAGGCUGGUUAGAGUCCGGGGCGUUGAAAUCAAACAAUGUGGAGGUUCUUCCUGGAGGUCUUUCAGCCAUUCCUGCUGGGCUGGAGCGCGUCAGGAAGGGCCUGAAUGCGACGAAGCUCGUCGUACAUCCUCAGGAAACGACAGGCUGA
Dichomitus squalens LYAD-421 SS1 is the source of this 1068-nucleotide messenger RNA. RefSeq names its product GroES-like protein. The transcript has 5 exons. The record is from RefSeq and is a predicted model, not a curated record. NCBI's taxonomy places the organism in Eukaryota, Fungi, Basidiomycota, Agaricomycetes, Polyporales, Polyporaceae. The coding region runs from base 1 to 1068 and encodes 355 amino acids. Gene Ontology annotation, molecular function: oxidoreductase activity, acting on NAD(P)H.